CCCCGCCCUUCUGGUCAUUUGAAACAGGCCGGGGAGCGAGGCAGGUGGGAGUGGGGUCUCCCGCCGCCCCCAGUCGCUAUGGGAAGCCGGCCGCUUCUCCUGCUGAGCGCAGUCCUCCUGCUGUGUCGUUUGGCUCCUACCGCUCAGGAGCUGCCAGGCUGGCCCCGGAGCCCGGUGCGGCCAGCCUUUCCUCGUGCCCGGGGGGCUGCCUCUUGCUGAACCCCCGCCAGCCCCCUUUCCUUCCCCGCCCUGUCCUUUACUCAGUCGUCCCUUGGUCAUCCCCUGCCCGGCAAUGGGGCAGCGGGGCUGCUAGAUGGGCAGCUCUUCCGGCGGUGGGCAAGGCGCGCCCUUCUCAGCUCUUGGCCUCCAUGGCUUCGUAACGGCCUCCGCCCGCGCAGAAAGCAUCUUCCCCCGCACCCAGCGCCGGCCAUGGGGGCUUCAGCCGCCGCCGCCGCCUUCCGCAAGGCCACCCGAGGAGCCGCGUUGGUCUCCAGCCUUCUAAUGGGAUUUAUGUUCCUUGGCACUGCGGAUGCUCAGUCAGAGUUGUCGCCUGAACGGAAUACCAUCAGUACAUACACCCACCAUGAUCGUGCCACUAACACACAUCUGACCUGCCACAAGUGUCCUGCAGGAACUUAUGUAUCUAAGCACUGUACCAUGACGACCUUAAGAGAAUGCAGCUCUUGUGCUAAUGGGACCUUCACAAAGCAUGAAAAUGGUAUUGAAGAGUGCCAUUUAUGUAGAAAGCCCUGUGAGCAGCCAAUGAUUGAGAAAAGACCUUGCACUGCUCGGACUGACCGUGAAUGCUCCUGCCCAUCUGGUAAAUUUUUACGCAGUAACACUUGCACCCCAUAUAAAGUAUGCCCCAUUGGAUGGGGCUUAAGGAAAAAAGGAACUGAAACUGAAGACAUCAAGUGCAAACCAUGCCCUCGUGACACUUUCUCUGCUGUGCCUUCUAGUGUGCUGAGAUGCAAACCCUUUACUAACUGUUCACAACUAAACAUGGUGGUGAUGAAACCAGGGACAAAUAUGACAGACAACGUCUGUGGAUUUCAGUCAGUUUCCCAGAAUGCAGCUGGGCUUUUGUCAAGUCCAGAAGAAGAUGAACAGCACUACAAAGUUUCUUCUGCUACUUUUCUUACCAAAGGUAUGAACACUUCCUCUCCCAACUUUGCCACUACUCCUCCCCCAAGCACGUAUGCUGACGUGAUGGAGCCAACAGACAUUUACAACAAAACCUCCAAGAAUGAGACCGUGACAGCUUUGGAGAAUCCUAAGUCUAUAAAUCACCAGCAGAUAUAUUACCACAAACAUACCCCUUCCAAUCUUAAUUUACAGCCAGCACUGGAAAUGAGUGGCAAUGUGAAAUCCAGCAUUCCAUAUAAACCUCCUAAAAGAGGAUCCCCGAGGCAGGCUAUGCAUAAGCAUUUUGAUAUCAAUGAACAUUUGCCAUGGAUGAUUGUCCUGCUACUGCUGCUUGUACUUGUGGUUAUUGUUGUUUGCAGUGUCCGCAAAAGUUCACGAACUCUAAAGAAAGGACCAAGGCAAGAUCCCAAUGCAAUUGUGGAAAAGUCUGUUUUGAAGAAAUCUUCUACCCCAACCCAAACUCGGGAGAAAUGGAUCUACUAUUGCAAUGGGCAUGGAAUUGACAUUCUGAAACUGGUAGCCGCCCAGGUUGGAAGCCAGUGGAAAGAUAUCUACCAGCUCCUGUGUAAUGCAAGUGAGAGGGAGGUGGCAGCUUUUGCCAAUGGAUAUUCUGCAGAUCACGAAAGGGCUUAUGCUGCCUUACAGCACUGGACUAUCAGGGGCUCUGAAGCUAGCCUUGCCCAACUGAUCAGUGCUCUCCGCCAGCACAGACGCACAGAUGUGGUGGAGAAGAUCAGGGGGUUGAUGGAAGAUGCAACACAGCUUGAAGCUGACAAGUUGGUUCUUCCGGUAAAUUCUGGACUUGUCAGCUCCACUCCCAGCCCAAAUCCAAAGCCAGAGGCAACCAUAAUCCCUGUGGAACCAUCUCCCCUGGAAAAGAACAAGUGCUUCUUUGUGGAUGAGUCUGAACCUCUUCUUCGCUGCGAUUCCACCUCCAGCGGUUCUUCUGCUCUUAGCCGAACAGGCUCUUUUAUUACCAAAGAAAAGAAAGAUACGGUGCUGCGCCAGGUGCGCCUGGACCCUUGUGACCUGCAGCCCAUCUUUGAUGACAUGCUUCACCUUCUAAACCCCGAGGAGCUGCAUGCUAUUGAGGAGAUUCCACAGGCAGAGGACAAGCUGGAUAGGCUUUUUGAAAUUGCUGGUGUCAAGAGCCAGGAAGCUAGCCAGACCCUUCUGGAUUCGGUCUAUAGCCACCUGCCUGAUCUGCUUUAGACACGGGUUGCCAGAGGCCCUGUGCACCUACAUGCUGGCUGCUGCUUGUACGCGCUUGACACUUGUUACAGAUAAGACACGGGCAGGAUAUUUUGUAGAAGUCGUGGCCAGUAUUUUCCUCUAAGUUUUCCUUUUUUUUUUCUUUUUUCUUUUUGGUCUUCUGAGAGUGGCACAUGCUUGCAUGCUCUCAUGUUUAUGAUCUAAAUUAAAAGAUCUUGUUUUCCCCUCUUCUAUUACAACAUUUUAAUUUUUCAUUCAGAGCUGUAAUGGUAGCCAGUUAAAAACCAUGGAUUAUAUGUUCAUAAUUUACUUGUCGGAUUUGGACUUGCAUUUUAAUUUUUUUAACCUUUUCAGGUCCUUUUUGG
Candoia aspera is the source of this 2723-nucleotide messenger RNA. RefSeq names its product TNF receptor superfamily member 21 (gene TNFRSF21). NCBI's taxonomy places the organism in Eukaryota, Metazoa, Chordata, Lepidosauria, Squamata, Candoiidae. Gene Ontology annotation, biological process: negative regulation of myelination; negative regulation of T cell proliferation; adaptive immune response. The record is from RefSeq and is a predicted model, not a curated record. Gene Ontology annotation, cellular component: plasma membrane. The coding region runs from base 430 to 2358 and encodes 642 amino acids. Gene Ontology annotation, molecular function: protein binding. The transcript has 6 exons.